AUGACGACUCCGACUUUGAUCAACCUCCCACCCCCUCCCUCUGAUCCAGUGACCCCGUCAGAUAUGGGACCUGGAACCCCAAAUUCUGGCACAACAUCGCUCUCAGCUUUGUCAACCACCGCCAUCAAAGACGGCCAUACAGGCCAUCCACUGCCACAUGGUCGCCAUGCCCACCACGCAUCUUCUGCAUCAACGAAUUCUACCACAACUCUGGAGGCAGAGCGAGCCGACCGCAUUUCGCGUCUGGCGGGGCUGGAACGGGUGGUAGCCGCCCGGACUAGUGGAGGGUCACAGUCGAACACCACAGUUCCGAUGUCGCAUACCCCAGGCUAUUUUGAUACCAGCUCCACAUUGAAGGAGAGAAGCACCGUGGGUAGCGCCAGCGCUACGGGCAGCGUGGGCGCUCGUACAACAUGGGCGAGCGGCAGUGAUGCGUUUGACGCCGACAAGAUGAGCGAGGAGCCGGACGAUGGAACUUCUAGCGUUGGUAAUCUCAGUGAUGAAGGCGACGCUAGCCUCGUCGGGUUUGGAGAGGGUGCUAGCACUAUCAGCGGGCCGAUUUCACAUCCAAAUCUGAACCGGACAUCAUCGGCAGGUCGGCCAAGUUCUUUAGGUAGCCCUAGUAUUACCCGCGCCAAUUUAAUGCCUUCAACAUCAUCUCAACACUCCGGUGACGGCGGAAUGAUACCAGUGGCAUUGUCGCCAACUGGAUCAACCACACCCGAACCAGUGCAGGACGCUCGAAUGGUCGAUGGGAUGACUUAUGACCCGGAUGUGGUUGAUACCACUGUGAGAACUCCUCGGCUUGCCACUCCUCUAGGUCGAGAUGAUUCUAGUAACCUUUAGGGAGAUA
Molecule: messenger RNA, 853 nt
Organism: Aspergillus nomiae NRRL 13137
Lineage: Eukaryota; Fungi; Ascomycota; Eurotiomycetes; Eurotiales; Aspergillaceae
Exons: 2
Coding region: 1-846 (281 amino acids)
Source: RefSeq, a predicted model, not a curated record